AUGGUGUGAGAGCCGCUGGAGAGCAGAGCCCCAGCCUUCCCCGCGCUGAGACACUUCGACCAAAACAAACCUGGAAAACUACGCGGAGCGCCAUUCCUCGGGGUUUUUGUGGAGGGAAGAGCGGGAUUAAUCUAUUUUUUCCUCCACUCUUGUUUCUUUUUUUGUUUUUGUUUUUUAAUUUUUUGCUAACGGCGCGGAAAAGCCUCGACCCAGCGGUGAUGGACAUUAUGAUUGCCGUGCAGGAUGCGUGUGUCUCCGGUCAGUGGCUCACCGCUAUAAUUCUCAGUCUUUGCUGCUUUUUGCCUUCGUGCUUGCCCGCUGGCCAAACUGUGGACUAUGCUUCGAGUGAAAGUGUGGUCAGCAGACAAGGGGACACGGCGCUCCUGAGGUGCUACCUGUUGGAUGGGAUCUCAAAAGGAGCAUGGUUGAACCGUUCCAGUAUAAUAUUCGCAGGGAAUGACAAAUGGUCAGUGGAUCCUCGUGUGUCCAUCGUAUCAAAUAUGGGUGAUAAACAUGAAUACAGUCUACAAAUACAGAAAGUGGAUGUAACGGAUGAAGGCUUAUAUACCUGCUCUAUACAGAGUGAACGCAAUCCUCGGCCUAAAAUCAUUCACUUAAUCGUAAAAGUUCCUCCCAAAAUAUAUGACAUUUCAUCGGACAUCACAGUAAAUGAAGGCGGGAAUAUUUCACUCUUCUGUGCAGCCAGUGGCAAACCAGAGCCGAAAAUCACCUGGAGACACAUUACCCCAUCAGCCAAGAAGUUUGGGACUGGAGAGAAUUUGAACAUAACCGGUAUAACUCGGGAUGCGGCAGGGGACUACGAAUGUGGUGCCGAGAACGACAUCGCCUCUCCUGACACCAGGACUGUGAGAGUCACAGUCAACUUUCCGCCGUCCAUUCACGAGAUGAAGAGUCAUGGGGUCCGGCCUGGUUACACGGCGCUGCUGAGGUGCGAGGCAGCUGCUGUCCCAGCUCCAGUCUUUGAGUGGUACAAGGGGGAAAAGAGGCUUAGCAAGGGUCAAGCUGGCAUCGAAAUCAAGAACCUCAGCUCCAGAUCAGUCCUCACAGUGACCAACAUGACAGAGGAUCGCUAUGGCAACUACACCUGUGUGGCCGCCAACAGGUUGGGAACAGUCAACGCCAGUGUGCCUCUGAUUCUGAUUAUUGAACCUACCACAACUAGUGCUACAACUAGUGCUGUCUCAAGUCCAGCCCCCAACACGGCUCCGUAUGGAAGUACAGGAGGAGCCGAGGUCCUGCUGGCCUGCCCGUACCUGCUCCUGACGCUCUCCUCCCUGCUCUGCGUUUACUAGCCCUGCGGACAGCCAUACACAAUGACUGUAAAGAACCCUUUCGAGCAUUUGCAAAUCCUUUGACAUCGCCGGUGACUGGAUCCAAUCUGGUACUGUUUGUUUGGGAAGCAGCGAGGGAUUUUAAUCAGCAGUACUUAUGUUUUGGAUGGUUUUUUUUUAUUUUUGGUUUUGUUUAUUUUUUUUUCAUCCUGUGGAUUUUCCCAUCAUGUAAAUACAUACAAUUUAGGGUUUUUUCUUUUCCUCUCUCUCUUAUUUUAUUUUCUUGAUUGCCCACUUUGUAAAUCAGCUCACAUUGUCCUCUUUUGGAGAGCUUCAAAAUUAGCUGCAUUUUGUGGGAGGUAGGAGUGGGAACGGGCGACAUUAGAGGCUUUGUUGUUGGAAAUGGCCGAGAGGAUGCCCUAGUGUGCCACCUCCGUCAGAAUGCUGCUACAUCACACUUCCAAUUAGCUACAAUGGGAAUGCAGACUUUUAGGUCCCGAGGUUCGAGUAGCUGAUUUCAAUUCAGUUACAUUACACCAACAAUCAAAGCUUUGAAAAGGGAAGAUUUGAAAAUGCUGAAAUUGUCGCAGUUGUAUGGCGAAUGACAAACUAAAUCUGCUGACACAGAUUGGAGGGGUAGAGUAUUUCACUGAAUAAGAAUUGGGAUGUUUUGUGGACCAAAAUUACAGCCAUAAUUCAAUGAUUUAGCGCAUUAUGCUAUAGAGGCUCAUUUGCCCCACACAAUAAGAUGAGACAGCUCUGAAGAAAGUAGAGCAGUCUUAUUGCUUAUUCACCACAAUCAGCAUGCCUUGUCUGCCAUAAUAAUGUGACUGAAAUAUCCAGCUUGGAAACAGAUUGAGAAAUGUUUCCGUUUACAUUGGCUGGCAAAUAGCUAACAAGACUUGAGCUGCUCAGAUCUAGUUGAUGUAUUGAUGACCAUUUAAAGAUAUGAGGUAUAAUGUAAGUGAUCCCUGAAAUAGUUAUUGCAUGCACUGAUCAUGCCACACAUUUGGGCAUGAAAUGGCCAACUUUUUCAGGCCGAAAGAGCCACAGACCAUGGAAACUGUGAGCUGUGGACAAAAAUCAAUAUAAGGUGUAUUUAAAUAAGUAAUGUGAAUAUAAUGUUAUGUAUAAAGAUGAUAUGGAGAAUCAGUUUUAUGCACUAUGUCAAAUUUUACUGAUGUUUACAAAUUGUCAGUAUGCAAAAAUGAUUGCCAGUUGAUUACCGAUCCUAAUUAUGACGAUGGAUUUGAAUCUCUUGCAUUUAUUGAAAUUAUGGGUUUAAUUUUUGCAGUCCACUUAAUAUGUCUCUUUAGAAAAAUCAUUCUUCAGAUGUCAUACAUGAUCAAGUCUUGGGGGCAACAUUGACAGCUUCACACAGAACUUGUCUGAGCACCUAAUUUUUGUGUCAGUAUAAUUCUCCCAUUUGGUUAGGUUUGAUUUCAUGUGCUGGUCUAAUAUUUCUUUAAUUUUAUAGAUUAAGUUCUAUUUUGUUAUUGUUAUAAUUUGUACAGGAUUUUAUAAUGUAUUAAUGCAUCACAUGUACUCCCUGCUUUGCUUUAGUCCGUGUGAAAUUGUUUUGAACAGGGAAGCAGAAAAAAAGCUCAUGUUCACUUCCCUCGUGAGGACAGUAUGGUAUGAACUGUGGAUUUCAAUAUGUCAAUGAAUAUGAUUUGAAAGAAGUAUGCAGUAUGGCAUAGUUUACAAUGUUGUCUUUGAGUUUAGAUGCCAUAUCUGUUGUUGAUUAUUGUCAAAACAAAUAGAUUCAAUUUAAAAAAAAGUAUCAACAGUUUAUAAUCAAAUAAUCUACUUUUUAACUCAGAGGGUGUGAAGCAGUUAUAUGAUAUUAUAGAAGAUAAGUCAUGUGUGUAUUUGGAGAAAGUAGAAUUAAUUUUAUAUUCUUGGUAGAGCCUGUGUCUAGGUUUAGUUUAACCUCUACCCUAGUUCUCACACACGUUGUGUAUUAUGAUGUGCAGAAAUUAUGAUUGUGCUGCAUGUCAAAUGAAUAUGUACGUUAAGGUGGCCAAUGACCAUAAAUCAAUAUCUUUUGAGUACAAAACCAGUUUCAAGACUGUUUUGACUCAUUUUCACUCACUGGUAUAAGUAAUUAUACAGCAAGUCCUCCAAGUACACCAUAAAAGUUUUCUUUCACUUUGAAACCACCAUGGCACAAUGGUCCAGAAUGACUCCCAACAUGGAUUUAUAUGGAUUUUUCUUGACCUAAUUCACUGUACUGUUGUGUUUUUCUAAAUUUGAAAUGAAUGGUUCAGUGAAACAUCAAAUGUACAACUUGAUGUAAUCAAUCAUGUCAAGAUUUAGCGCUGGACCUGUGAUGCUAAUGUUGCUAACAGUAGAAGUCAAUAGUCACCCAAAUCUUUUCUGUAAUCAUAUCCCCAAAAUCCACUCAAACCAUGUCCAGGUCUUCAGUAAGGCUGUGCAGACUUGAUAUUGUUUAGGACACCGUAUGACUUACUGUGAACAUGUAUCUAAAUGCUGUGGUCAGUCAUUUUAAACAAAGGAAUUGUACUUACUCACCUUCGCAUGCUUGCAUGUCACGCAGGAAUAUGGACGCCACAGGUUACAUUCACGGUUUCUGUUGUUCCUUUGGGCAAAUAAAUCACCAUUAAUCUUGAAUUUUCAUCUGAAGAGAAGCAUUCAGUCAUAGAUGUAAUAUAAUCUAGAGCCUAUAUGUCAGCAUGACACUUAAGAACAUGAAGGGGAGUCAGAAGUCAGUAUAGUGUCUGUUGUCUGUCCAUUGCCAAAGCUACAGAGUGACAUGUUCAUUUUUAUAGUCAUAAACCAUAUCAAGAUGUCAACACAACCCUAAUGAAGUUCUGGAUGUGGUUCGAGCUGGUUGAGAGACAUUUUGGGGAUGUAUUCAUAGAAAAGACUUGGGUGACUACUGACAUCUAGUUAGUAGCUUCAACGUUAAUUUUAUAGCUCAAGUGCUCAAAUCAAGAUGCAAAAUUUCGAAACCAAACAUUUCUCAGUUAUUUAAAAUUUCUGGAUUAAGUGGAAAAUUUAGAUUUUUUUGCCAAAUCAUUCCUUUAAAUCUCCUAUAUUUAUUUAAACUUUGACAUUUCCUUUGCCCGUUAUAAUUUCACAUUUAGAGAAGAAUGAUUUCACAUCUAACAUAAAUGUGUACAAUAUAUGAUCAAUUCCGUAUUCCUACAGCACAACAACAAGGACCAACAACAAGGAGAUUCAUCAUGAAACUGAAGUAUAGCUCAGCUUUAUGAAUGCUUUUAUUUAUAUCUACUCUUGAAAUUAAAGGACGGCCCUUAUUUUGUACCAGUUCAAGAAACCUUGACAAAAUCUCACAGUUAUUCCCGGUGUACAAAGAAGCGGCCUGUUCUUGUGCUUAUUUUUCACUGCAGACUUUGAAACCUGAAACUUCAAUGAAGAAAUUUUUUAAAGAGGAAGCACAUUGGAUUGCAAUCAGGCCACAACCUGCCUCUUACUUCUGAGCUUUGGAACUGCAGUAUUAUAAAUGACAUCAAAGUAUGCAUUAAACCCGAGACCACCAUGAAAACUUAGGUCAAGGACAUUAACAUUAACACAGCAUUAAUGUAGUGGCACACUUCGAAAUAGUAUGUGCAGUUCUAUAACCUUGAUACAUAAUGGGUUCUUGCUCAAUCACUGUUUGCAUUACUGCAUAAGCUAAGAAAUUAGCUGAUGAUCAAAUUCUUUGCAGUUCAGGCCCAUAGACUAACAUUCAGCAUGUUGCUGAAUAGGUUGCAUUUCAUUAUCAUUCGAGAACGAGUCACUUUGGGGAAUAAGUACUGUAUAAAAUGUGCCUUUUAAAGUAUUACGUGAUCUGUUGAAUACCAUAGCAAAGCCUCAUGUUUUAACCUGCUAUAGCUACAGUAGGGUCAUAAACAGUCAUUUUUGCCGUAGCCUGAUGACUUUUUUUAGUACCUUUCCGUAAAAAAAACGUAUGUAGUGUAUGUUGCAAAAGGAGCUGUCAGCCAAUUUUCGCCAUUAUGACUAUCUUAUGAAAUAAUUUAGCACAAAUUCUUUAAAUAAAUAUUCAGAUUGAUCUAUCAAUGAAGACUUCAUUAACAUUGCCUAAGUGGAUACCAAGUUAAAAACAGGACACCGAAACAGCCAGAAGGUACUCAUGCAUGCAUAAUUACUCUGAAAGUUACGGCUUCACAAAAGAGUAUGUAAAUAACAGGUAGACUUGCUUCACAUUUACAUUCAGCACAUCUAAUGACUUGAUAAUUACAUUUCGGGCAUGCAUUAAUAUUCAAAGGUUUUUUUGUUUAAUUGCUUGAAUUGUCUAAGCACUCACAUUUUUCCCUCAUUAACCUGAAAUCCACAGUUUCAGAGAUAUAAAAACUUGCACAGCAUCUGCACACUCAUCUGUGGCUUCUCUUUGCUGUAUCUAAGUAGUCAUAAAGACCUCCUGAGCUGUUACUAUUUUUAAACCACUUCAGUGCACUGGAAACAAUUCUGUAAGCCACCCCUCCAUAGUUCAUACAGUACAUAUGGUGUGAAUGAGUGAGCAGUGUUACAUGGUUUAGUACCUACAGUUGUGCUUGAAAUGGACAUUUAAUGUAUUAUACAUAUCCUACCAACUCAUAGUGAUGAAGACUGUUUGGACUGAGGUUGCCUGCUGCACACUAUUAGCUUCUUAAAAAAAGGAAAAGACAUUUUAGAUGUGUCAUGUCUUAUAGUGAGCUGAGCUGUUGCUGGCAGGACAGAAUAAAAAAAAAACACUGUCAGCUCCAUCUGGGUCUCGCCUCUCUGAGCAAGCCGUCUUUCUGCGAGUCAGUUUUCAGAGGGCUUUGUGUGUGGUCAGGAGGGGAGAUUCUUCUGACCUGGCGGUUAAUAAAGUCCUUCCUGUGCCUUUGUCAGUUUUUAGGUGGAGGAUUUUGUGGAGUGCCGGAGGGUGCUGCCUUAACCGGCUGCGGGCGCUCACUCUCCCAGCAGCACUCCGACACAUUCCGUCCUAUCAGAGAAAAUGUUAUUACUUUCCCGUGUUGCAGGUUAAAAUUCUGUCCUGUUUGAAAAAUCGCCAGUGCACUGCCAAAAUCUGAGGAAGUGAAAUCAUUUUAAAUCUAGACAAUGUAUGUAAUAUUUAUCAGUGUGAUUUUUAUUUAUCGUAUUCAACCUAUCUCACGUCUUUUACUUGUCAUUGCAAUUUCAAAAUUAUUAACAUCACUGACCCUUUUAAACUGCGUUAGUUCACAUUUCUGGUUAUGUUAAAUACAACUAAAAUUUAUUAUCAUUUAAAAGACAAAAUGAUUGAAUUCCUGCAUCCUUCCAGCAAAAUGUACUAUUACCUCUAAAUUUGACUACUUUGCUCUAAAACUGGCAAUUGCCUGCCUCUAAAACAUCAUCUGAGUUUUGAGGUCACCAACAGGCAGGGAAAAAUGACAUUAACCAAGAAUUUUUCACCUCCCCGCUUUAUCCACCCCCACCUAUUAUCAAGCAUAAUACCAUGUUUCACACAUAUGGACGGAAACUUCUUAAUGAUUCCCAGUACAUUGAUUUUGUGCUAUUUUAUCCAAGGAAAUGAUCUUACUACAUUCACAUGUAGUUUGUUUGUCUGAAAAAAUAAUGAAUGCAAAGAAAUUUUCCAGUAAAACAAGUAAGAACAAGUAAAAAUGUCUACAAAUAGCAUUCUCACAACAAUCUGAUGUUAAGAAGUAUUCAACAUAUUGGCUAGAUUUAAGAUGAUCUCCCAAUAUUUUCUGCAGUGAGUUUAGUUCUGGUCGACCCCACAGAGCAACGUAAAGAACAAACAUCUAUUAACCUUCACCAGUUCCUGAAAUCCAGCUGGUGUACCGCUUCAACCUUCAUGUGACUUUCAUAUGGUAUAGAACAUUGUGAUGACUGACUUGAAUGGCAUGAAUGUAUUUAAGUGUUUAGAUUCAUUCAUUGAUAUUCUAUUCGUCUGGAUAAUAAAGUAGCUGCCAAAUGAGAACAUGUGGCUCCUAAAGGUGUUUUUUUCUGAGUAUUUGUCACCGUGUCCCCUCAUUAUUUUCAGUGAGCUGGAAAAUAAGUUAGCCAGGCAACGAUGCAGUGUUCCUGAUAAAGCUAUACGUCCUUAACUGGGCUAUCCAAUCCUGAGCGCUGUGUGACACUGAUGAGGCCGUUUCAUUGAUGUGAAAAGCACGGGAUUAACUGCAGUUUAAAAAGAAUAGUGCAGGGCUCUACAAAAACACUCAGUGGAACUGGCAGUAUAUCUACAGUGGCAUUCUCUGUCUCUCUCUGUUGGGAUGUAUCAAGUGUUUUCACAUUAAAUGAGUAAAAUUGCAUAGAUGUAUCUAACAUUCAUAUUUACCCAAUUGCCAGUGUUUUUUCUCCUUUUUUCUUUGUUUAAGCAGGAUGAAGCAAACAACCAGUGCUGUUGUUUGGUUCACGUUAAAGAGAGCCCCACUCCAUUUUCAAAACCCCAACUGAGAGCAGGGUCUGCAUCUUAUUCACUCUUUUUUGUACAUAUGUUGAUUUGAUUUUGUAAACUUUUUUUUCCUUGAGGAUGGUGACCAUAUAAGAUGAACAGCAUAAAUAUAUCUGCAUAUCUGGGGACCCAAGUUGUUGUUUUUUUUUUAUUUGUUUGUUUUUAUUUAUUUGAUCAUGAUGCUGAAAAAUUCUGUGAUGAGAAAUUUGAAAUGGUCAUCUUUACUUAAAUGUGUAUGGAGGUACUUUAGCCACCAGGGAUAUAGUUGUAUAUUUAUAGGCUCUAGAUCACUGGAAUGACAUAUAUGGCUUUAAGUGGCAUUGAUAUAUAUUGAUAUUUGUCGAGAAAAAAAAAGAAUCAUAUACUUUAAUUACUUUAAAGCUUACAUUGUGAAUAGCACGUAUGCAAGUUCAUUUUCAUCAUGUUUGAUGUAAUUUUGUAGCAGUGGUUUGAUACUAAUAAAUGGAAGUUGAUGAUGGAACUGUGAA
Messenger RNA from Pygocentrus nattereri (red-bellied piranha), 8189 nucleotides. It is a transcript of the gene negr1, whose product is annotated as neuronal growth regulator 1. The record is from RefSeq and is a predicted model, not a curated record. The transcript is spliced from 8 exons. NCBI's taxonomy places the organism in Eukaryota, Metazoa, Chordata, Actinopteri, Characiformes, Serrasalmidae. Bases 219 to 1313 code for a protein of 364 amino acids. Gene Ontology annotation, cellular component: neuron projection.